AACAUUUCUGAUGAGCAUAAGGUGGAAAUUGCAUCAAUGUAUUUGUGUGGAGAUGCAAUUGUGUGGCAUGAGUGUUAUAUGCAAGAUAAGGCAACUUUUCUAGACUGGAGGGACUACAUCUCUGACAUGAGUUUGAGGUUUGGGGAAGGUGAGUUGCAGGAUCCCAUUGUCUUGUGGAAGAACCUUAACCAGAUUGGUAGUGUUAGUGAUUACCAAAAGGAAUUUGAAAGGAUUAGAGCAAGAGUUAAGUGUUCUAAGAGACAAUUUGUGGCUAUGUUUGUGGGUGGCUUAAAGGAGGAGAUCCAACAUGCAGUUCGGGCUCCAUUGCCAUCCCUUAAAAGCUUACCCCCUUUAUUGCCCUUGCCUCCAGAUUCACAAAGGUUACCACUUCCAAAUUCCUUUGAAUUUCCACCAAUCAACCCUAAGGAAAAGAAGCAGAAAGGGUUGUGCUUUUGGUGUGAUGAGAGACAUGGUCCAGGGCAUAGAUGUAGCAAGAAGAAACUCUAUAACCUAGAGAUAAUUUCUAUAGAUGAAGAUGCUGGAAGUGUAGAAACUAAUGAUGAGAAUUUUGAUCUUAAUCAAAUGCUUAUCACAGAGCCACAUAUCUCAACCCAUGCAUUGACUGGUGAGGUGGGUUAUAAUACUAUCAAAAUGAUAGGUCAAGUGGGCAAAAGGCAGAUUUUGAUAUUGAUUGAUUCAGGAAGUACCCAUAACUUCCUUAAUGCUAAGCUAGCCAAAGAGCUAAGGUGUGAGAUAAAGGGAGCAAAGUCUUAUCAAGUCAUUUUGGCUGAUGGUAGCAAGAUAACAGGGGUUGAGAAGUGUGACAAGUUUAAAAGGGAAGUCCAAGGGCAUGUGUUUACUAUUGAAGUGAUGUUGUUGCCAUUGAGGGAAUAUGACCUUAUCCUAGGAAUACAGUGGCUAGAACCUCUUGGCCAGGUCCUAUGGGACUUUAAACUUAGAACUUUGCACUUCAAGUAUAAGAGCCAUUUAGUUCACAUAGAGGUUGCCCCUAAACCAACUAUUAAAUGGGUUGAAAAUGAUAAGUUGUUGUCCUUGUUGCUAAAGAAAGAGCAAGAUGAUAAAAGUGAUUAUUUCCUGGUACAAGUAAUAUCAGAGGUUGACUCUAGAUGUAGCCUUAAUGCCACUGAGGUUGUUGAAAAGCCUGUCAACUUGAGGAAAUUGUUGGAGGAAUUUUCAGAGGUGUUUGACGAAGCUAAAUCAUUACCUGAUUCCAGAAGUUUAGAUCAUCAGAUCCAUUUGAAGACAGGUACAGAACCCAUUAGUAUCAGACCCUACAAGUACCCUUCCAUCCAAAAGGAUGCUAUGGAACAGAUAGUGAGUGAAAUGUUACAAUCUGGUGUGAUCAGAAAUAGUACCAGUUCUUUUUCUUCGCCAGUGGUAAUGGUUAAAAAGAGGGGUGGUACCUGGAGAAUGUGUAUCGAUUAUAAGGAACUAAAUAAAGCUAUUGUGAAGAACAAGUUUCCUAUGCCUGUGAUUGAAGAAUUGUUGGAUGAGUUACAUGGGGCCAAAUAUUUCUCCAAAAUUGAUUUGAGGUCUGGUUAUCACCAAAUCGAGAUGAAAGAAGCGAAUAUUCAUAAAACCGCUUUUAGGACACACCAAGGGCGUUAUGAAUUUUUGGUGAUACCUUUUGGCCUUACUAAUGCUCAUUCCACCUUUCAAGCAACAAUGAAUUUUGCUUUUCAGCAGUACUUAAGGAAAUUUGUUCUGCGAAUUGAGUAUUUGGGCCAUAUUAUAUCUUCCCAAGGGGUAGCCACAAAUCCAAAUAAGAUUGUAGCUAUGAAGGAGUGGCCUAUGCCUAAAAAUGUAAAAAAACUGAGAGGGUUUCUUGGGUUGACAGGGUAUUACAGAAGAUUUGUCAGAAAUUAUGGGUUGAUUUCUAGACCUCUCACCAAUUUACUCAAAAAGAAUAGCUUCACUUGGGGUCAAGCAGCACAAGAAGCCUUUGAAGAGUUGAAAAAGGCUAUGACAUCUACUCCAGUUUUGGCUCUACCUAAUUUCCAAGAGGAGUUUGUGAUUGAAAUUGAUGCAUCCAGUCUGUCUACUUAUGAGAAGGAGCUGUUGGCUUUAGUAUUGGCAGUGACUAAAUGGAGACCUUACUUAGUCGAGAGGCACUUUGUUAUCAAGAUGGACCUCCAUAGUCUUAAAUACUUGCUGGAGCAAAGGAUUGUUACACUGGCACAACAAAAAUGGCUAUCUAAACUUUUGGGUGGAAGGGGUGUACUGCUGAGGAGGCUUCUUGGGAAACUAGUGCUGACAUCCUCUCUAGGUUUCCAGAUUUUCAUCUUAAUCCUUGAGGACAAAGAUUUUAGAGAGGGAGGCAUUUGUUACAGUCCAUCUAUCUGUGCUAGAAUGAUACCCCACAAAACUAAGCGCGGUGUUGUUACCCUUGCUCGUUUCAAGGUUUAUGAGGGUAUCCCUUCACCAUACGACAAGAUCAAGAGGAUGGUCAUCCCUGAUGCUCUUAAGGGCGUUGAGGCUUCAAAAGGGUCGCAAGUACUGCUAUUUGGGACACCUGUCAAGUGAGGUUAGAUGGAAACACUAUAACACUAUAAGGGUGAGUUUUAGCUACUCAGCUUGUUAUGUCAUGUUGCCUUCUUCUUUGAUCAUUUUGGCGUUAUGUGGUUAUAAAAUGGUUGUUAGUAAUUAGUUAACAAUAUUGUAAAUGCACAUUUACAUUUUCUAGUAUAAUCUGUAUCUUAGAGUUUCAUAUAAGUCUUGCUGUAAGUUCAGUAAUUGCUAGCAUUGUAUGCUUCAUUGUUGUUUAACAAUAGAAGUAGAUGUAGCUU
This is a messenger RNA of Rubroshorea leprosula, 2807 nucleotides long. The record is from the annotation of a GenBank genome assembly. NCBI's taxonomy places the organism in Eukaryota, Viridiplantae, Streptophyta, Magnoliopsida, Malvales, Dipterocarpaceae.